Molecule: messenger RNA, 1005 nt
Organism: Psammomys obesus (fat sand rat)
Lineage: Eukaryota; Metazoa; Chordata; Mammalia; Rodentia; Muridae
Product: olfactory receptor 10AC1-like
Exons: 2
Coding region: 1-1005 (334 amino acids)
Biological process (GO): G protein-coupled receptor signaling pathway
Cellular component (GO): membrane
Molecular function (GO): G protein-coupled receptor activity; olfactory receptor activity
Source: RefSeq, a predicted model, not a curated record
AUGGCGGUGAAGGUAGCGGGACCCAACUUGAGCCACUGGUCAGAGCCCAACUGGACGUCGCCACAGGAAUUCGUUAUCCUGGGCUUCUCGGGGUGGCCGCAGGGCCUCCGUGUGCUGCUCUUCUCGCUCCUCCUGCCCCUCUACUUGGCCACACUGGCUGGCAACCUGCUCAUUCUGGGCCUGGCCCUGGCGGAACCCUCGCUUCAUACUCCCAUGUACUUCUUCCUCGGCUCACUGUCCGCGGUGGAGGUGGCCUACACGCUGGUGCUCACCCCGCGCAUGCUGGCUGGCUUCCUCCUGCCUCCGGGUGGCCAGGCGGUGGCACGCUCGGCCUGCGCCACCCAGAUGGGUCUGUUCGUGGCUCUGGGUGGCUCUGAGUGCCUGCUGCUGGCAGCCAUGGCCUUGGACCGCUACCUGGCUAUCUGCCGUCCCCUCUACUACCCUCAGCUCAUGACCACUGCGCUCUGCUGGGUCCUUCUAGCCUGCUGCUGUCUGGGUGGCUCCGUCCUGGCCUUGGGCCUCACCACUGCCAUAUUCCAGCUGCCUUUCUGCCAUGGUGGGCUCGUCAAUCACGUCUUCUGCGACCUCCCUGCCGUGCUGGUGCUGGCCUGCGGGAACCGGGACCUUCAGGAGCGGGUGUUACUGGCGGCCUGCAUGCUCCUGCUGGUGCUGCCGCUGAUCCUCAUCCUGCUGUCCUACACCAGGGUACUGGUGGUCAUCCUGGGCGUGGGGGACAGCGCGGGCCGCCGCAAGGCCUUCAACACCGUGGCCUCCCACCUCACCGUGGCUGUGCUCCACUACGGCUGUGCCACGGCCAUGUACGCCAGGCCGCUGAGCAGCCGCUCCCUGGAGGAGGACAAACUGGUCUCCCUCAUCUACAUAAACCUCACCCCGCUGCUGUACCCGGCCAUCUACACGCUGCGCAACCGGGACAUGCAGGGCGCCCUCCAGCGGGUGGUCAGCCAGAGGACGACAGGGGCGGUCCAGCAGGCGGAGCUCGUCUAG